Molecule: messenger RNA, 1734 nt
Organism: Fusarium verticillioides 7600
Lineage: Eukaryota; Fungi; Ascomycota; Sordariomycetes; Hypocreales; Nectriaceae
Exons: 2
Coding region: 1-1734 (577 amino acids)
Source: RefSeq, a predicted model, not a curated record
AUGCCUGUCGACUUCCCAUUCCUCCCCUCACCUACGAAACUGCCUACCAUUACAAAGUCCCUCCAAGCUUCGUACACUCGCUUGAUCAACAAUGAAGUCAUAGAAGCCACAAAAAUGACAGAUAAGAAAUCUAAGCCCCGCAAAGUAGACUUUAUUUGCCGGGGCCGCGAGUUCGGUCGUUUUAUACGGGCCCAUCGCAACCCGGCUAAUUCUUAUGGUUUUGACAAGACAGAUGCUGCUUGGAUCAAAAAGUACUGCCCUGAGUCAGGUGCGGAUGAUAAUGAGAGGGAAUAUGACAAGAAAUGGGUUACGAAUCCUGUGUCUUUGUCAACUACUCGAAGUCACUGGAGAAAGCGUAUACAGGAAUUAGAUAACCAGGAGGCUUCGCCGGCGGAGACAUUUGAUCCGGAAAAUCUUUUCACAAGUCCACGUUCAGUUGGGGUACCUCGAUAUGCCCAACAGACAGCCGCUAGCUCAAGCAAAAACCCCGUGACACCCCCAAAGACACGCACGUCUGACACCGGGCAAGCUGCAGCGUCUUCUGAUGGGAUGUCGGGGGCGUUUCCUGACAAUCCCAUCAUCCAGAGACGUCAAGAGACGGCCAACGCCGUCAACAUUGUCGCGCCCAAACCUUUACGGUCGAGAACCCUAACCGAAGAGUGGAUUCAGCCGGGUGAUGAGCCAGAGCUUCAAGGUCUACAGGAGCUGGAUAAGGCCACUGAUCAUCCAGUCCUAGGCUCAGAAUAUCAUCAGACCGCACCUUUAGCCCACGGUCUUGAGCCACAUGAUAAUGCAAGUGCUGUCUUUGAAUAUCAGCUACGCCAUGCUACUACACAUAUCCCGUUGAACGAGACCUAUUUAGCCAAGGCAACAUGGAGAACGCUGAAUGAUCAGCAGCACCCUCCAAACUUGAUGGCCCAGAGCGGAUCGCUCACAGACAGGAUGGACAAAGAUACCAAAACACAGGACCAUCAGUCAUCCCGAGCGGCUUCUGCUAUGCCCGCAACAUCCUGGAAUCAAGCAAGCCUUGAGAUAAGCCAGACAAACCCCCCAGCUCGCCAGGGAUCUAUCGUAUUUUCGCCCCAGACAGACUCACGUGUCGUGCCUCGAGGGUCGAGGCUCCCUCCUGCACCGAAAAACCAAGAGGCGGCUCCAUAUUGGGUGGAGAUGCCCCAGCGAUCUAUUCCAACAGCACACCAUACGGACCCUCCAUCCUUUCAGCUGCGGCAACGCCAUCAUAUCAACCCCCAAGACUUCACAUCACCCUUGUCUACAUCUACACAUGGCCAGGAGUCUCAACACCUUCCACUAGUGCAGUGGUACAUCGAGCACCGUCGUGCAAACCCCCAUAUAAUAAUCCCAAGCACUGCAACACAGGAGAUUGUGAACUCUCUUAACUCGGGACCCCAAGACCGCCAAACUCAAAGUCAAAGGCGAAGUCGCGAUCCAAGUCCAAGAGCCGUCACAGACGGGAGAAAUCGCGCCAUGAACCAUCGCCAGAAUCAAGCUCUAGCGAUGAAGAGCAACGGAAGUCUCGCCCUCGCGGAUCACGCCAACGACGAGACAAGGAGGAAAGGAAGAGCCGAUCAAGAUCGAUACGGUACCAGGAUGAAGAACGCGAAUUGCGAAUUGGAAGAGUUGGAGAAGAACUUUUCUAAGCGUGAGAGGCGUGGUAAGAAGGAGAGUGACGGAGAAAAGGAAAAGAAACGCAGUCAGAGUAUACAUAGGCGCUGA